Molecule: messenger RNA, 4174 nt
Organism: Neurospora tetraspora
Lineage: Eukaryota; Fungi; Ascomycota; Sordariomycetes; Sordariales; Sordariaceae
Exons: 5
Coding region: 149-3934 (1261 amino acids)
Biological process (GO): regulation of DNA-templated transcription; DNA-templated transcription
Molecular function (GO): zinc ion binding; DNA-binding transcription factor activity, RNA polymerase II-specific; DNA binding
Source: RefSeq, a predicted model, not a curated record
CACGCAUUGGCAGCCAUUUGCAGCCAUUGGCACACAUUGACACACAUUGACAGCGUGGACGACCAGGGAUGUUGGACUGUUGACCAGCGUCUUUGCAUUGCAAUUCUCGCCUGUCAGGUCUCAGCGCAACCCUCGGCCUCAAGCAACCAUGACCAUGACGGAGCAGAACGGCAUCGACAUAUUGUGUGACGCCGCGGGCUCCGAUCUGCUGUUGUCCUCGCUCGACUAUCGCCAGUCUCCAAACUCGUCCGGCACCGGGAAUGCGACUGGGAAUGGCACUGGUGCGGCUUCCGCUGGCGGAGGCACUACCAACACCAACAACAACACUACCUCGACCUCUACCGCCAGCGCCAACCCACAUCCACCUCCGACGUUUCCUCUCCCUGACGCUACUCUCCACGGCCACCAGCAGCAAACACCGGGCCCGCCUCGAGCCAAACGGCCAAAGACCGAGUCGGCUCCACCUUCGGCCUCGGCCUCGACUUCCAACCACGUCUGUCACGUCUGCAAACGCGUCUAUGAGCGCGCCGACCACCUCACCCGUCACCUGCGCUCCCAUGAGAAUGCCCGCCAGUACCAGUGCACCCGCUGUGCAAAGCGCUUCAAUCGCGCAGAUCUACUCACGCGCCACGAGACAACACACGACAGGGACAACGAUGGUAAAGGACGGACCAUAAUCCGCCGGAGCGACCGUGCCGCUGAAGCAUGCCUCAACUGCGCCACGUCCAAAGCGAAAUGCGAUGAUAUGAAACCUUGCACCCGCUGUCGGCUCAAGAACCUCGUCUGCGAGACCUCCAACAAGAAGACACCGCAAUACCGGACGGCAGAUGGCACCGAUGCCGGUUCUGUCUUCACGCCCUCCGAACAUGGCACCCCAAAUGUCGCCUCGGCCUCCAUGACUCCUGUCGACGGGACCAUGUCGUCGACUUCUGGUGGCUUCAACGGUGGUUACGGCAUGCCCCCUGCUAAGCAGUCGACUUCCUAUGGCCAUCCUCAACAUCAUCCUCAACAACACCAGCAACACCACCCGUAUCCCCCUGCGCAUCACCAUCCACAUCAGGGGGUCGAGCCACUCAAUCACCUCGACCUGAUCGCGGGGCCCAUGAUGAACGGCCUCCCCGAGGAUCUCCUCUACCCGAUUCACUCUAACCCCACAAACCCCUGGUUCCAGGACAUCGACUUCACCUCCUGGGACAUUAACUUCGACGGCUUCUCCGUGCCCCAAGUCGAUUCCUACAGCCAGAGCCCGCAAUCCACCGCCGGCACCGCAACCACGUCCUCCAAGCCGACAGCCCACAGGAAGGCGAGCCACCGCGACUCAGCCCGACGCCACGCCGCCUUCAAGCGGUCCCCCUGGCUCUGGGAGCCCUCCGAUAAACAAGACUACGUGCGCAAAGAGACGGAAGCGGGGCUCCGAAAUCUCGACAAUGACGCCGUGGCAGCUGUCGCUCAGUCCCGACUCCCCAGCCGGCCAUCAAACCUGAUGAGCAAGAUCAAGAUCGACUCAACCACCCGGGACCGGCUCUUCGCGAUAGUGUUGUCGCAAAUAAACGAUCCCCACCGUGUGCCGUCGUUCCCGUCGUUGGAGUUGCUCAAUUUCCUGCUGCAGGCCCACCUGGUGCAUGAUGAAUACCAGUGCGAUAGCUGGAUACACUCGCCUUCGCUGAACCCGGCCGAGAUGUUGCCCGAACUGCUGGGUGCGAUCGUGGCGAAUGGGGCGAGCUUUAUUGCGGUCCCGGCCAUUUGGCAGUUUGGGUUGUCGAUGCAGGAGAUUAUAAGGACGAGGAUGGCUAGUUUGUUCGAAUCGCAAAAUGCGAAUACUCGGAAGCUGGAAUGUCUUCAGACUUUUGCGUUGCACCUUGCUAUUGGCAUGUGGAGCGGGUUUAAGAGGAAAACGGAAUUGGCGGAGGCGUUUUUGCAGCCUCUGUUGAUUAUGAUGCGCCGUGCUGGCGUUUAUACCGCUGCCGUCUAUACACAGGCAGACUUACCAACAGUUCUUCCUCAAGCUUCGGACUCGCCAGAGGUGUUGGAGAGGAAAUGGCGGGUGUUUAUCAAUAGAGAGUCUUACAAGAGACUUGCCCUGCAUAUGUUCCUUCAUGAUGUGCAAACUUCUGUCACCCUUCAGACCACACCCCUCCUCUCCUUCACCGAACUCUGCUUUAGUCUCCCCUCCUCACGCGACCUCUGGAAAGCCCCCUCCGCCAAAGCCUGGCGUGACCUGCACUUUAUCAAACGUCCACCGCCUCCCGACCGGCCCAUGCCACGUCUCAACGAAAUCAUACACUGUCCCGGCCUGCUCGACGACUUCGUCGACUUUGUUGACAUCGAGCUCGUCAAUACCGCCGUUCUCCACGCCUUCUGGGGCCAGAUCUCCGCUUACCGCUAUGGAAUGAGGUUCUACCAAGAGCCCUCCACCGUCACGAGCAUGUCAGGCAACUACGGACAUUACUCUCAGCGUAAUUUCUCGAACCAUCGGGAGUUACUCAAGUCCAUGCAUCGGGAACUUUACAGCGACGCGCAGGACUUUGCUACCACCGUCGUUUACGUGCACAAGAGCCAGCCGUACACUCCAGUCUCGCAUAGACGGUAUCCAGUCCCGUUUCCGGCGCCGGGAGGGUCUAAUGCCACCUCUCCUGGCCCUAACGUCCCCUCGCCGGUAUCGAUCGCAAACUCCAAUUUGCCGAUAACGUUUGAGAUGUUCAUGGUGGCUUUGCACGUGGAUCUCAACCAGCUCCAGUCCUUUGCGGGGAAGGCAGGCGAGGAAGAAGCGAGGAGGGCGUCUGCCCACUUUUUGCACCAAGACCAUGAUCCAGGCACUGGGAGAGAAGGAAACGGAGCAGGAGGUGGAGGAUGGGUGAGGAGCACAGAUGCCAGAUAUGCCGUUUGGCAUGCUGGACAAGUAUUCAGAGUAGCGAGGGGACUGCCUCCGACGGGACUGAGGGGGUUUAAUGCUAUGGCUGUGUAUUUUGCUAGUUUGACGUUGUGGGUUUAUGGACUGCUGGGUGGUCCAAAUCCAGGAUCGCCGGGCUUGCCGCCGCAGUUUGGGGGUAGUGGAGAGCAUGAGAUGGGUGGUGGUGGUCCUGGGGUUAGCGGAGGCUUUGGGGUGAGUCAUCAUGGGCAGCAGCCGUUCACCGGCGGUGGAAUGGAGGAUUCGAGGAGGUCCUCUGUCACGGUUCCGCUGCCGUCCGGUCAUGGGUAUCAGAUGCAGAUGCCUCAUCAACAACAACACCCACAUUCGCAGACACUACCUUCACAACAACCCCCACCACCGCCUCAUCAGUACCAACAACCACAUCCACAACAACCACCGGACGUUCCCUUCGCGAUCCUCGACGGUGAAGAGAGUCGCGAGAUACGUACGUUCCUACGAACAGGUCAUGGAAUUCCGGCACUCACCAUUUCACCACAGCCACCAUCUCAUUCAUCCGGUCUCUCCAACAGCAACGCUACUCCCUCUUCUCAUCCGAUAGUGGAAUCCCUCUUUGCAAACCCAACCUUACCCCUCCAAACAGCCUGCUCCAUCUUCUGCGAAAACUUCCCCUCGCUCUCACACAGCGAAAGCGAACCACUGCCUCCACUGGUCGAAAGUCUGGGGACUUUGCUGAGGGAUCUUGGCAGGGGAAGUACGAGAGGAGGAAGUAGGGCGGGGAGUAGUGCUGAUGAUGACGAAGGUCAUGAGGAUGAUGAGGAGGAUGGAGAAGAAGAGGUCAAGGACAGGGACAGAGACAGGGACAGAGACGAGGGACGGAGUGGGGCGGCGAGUAAGGAUAGGGAGAGGAGAGAGGAUGGGGAUGGUGAAGCGGGAGGACAUGGACGGGGAAGUAAGGCGGGAGUAGCUGGGGUAAAUGAAGAGGAUAGGAGGAUAGAGAGGGCAGCUGAUGGAGGAGGAAGCAAACGGGUUGACGGUGGGCGCGAUGGGGUUCGUGGGAGUUGAGGAUGAGGUGGAUGGAGAUAAGGUCAGGAACGGCGGCGUCGGGGUCAGUUAGGAUAACUGAUGGGAAAUGGUCUUGGGUACUGCGAUAGUGCUGGAUGUUUCGUCGUAUUUUGGUUACUGGAUGCUAGCCCUCAUCGAAAGGAUUGCAGGCGGCGCAUCGAAGGGAGUAUGGGACGACAUAAUCGGAUAUAUGGAUAGGUAGGAUUUGGUUAAGAUAAAAGUGAUAUUGAUUUAACGCAA